Zychaea mexicana is the source of this 1457-nucleotide messenger RNA. RefSeq names its product major facilitator superfamily domain-containing protein. Gene Ontology annotation, biological process: transmembrane transport. The record is from RefSeq and is a predicted model, not a curated record. Gene Ontology annotation, cellular component: membrane. Lineage: Eukaryota; Fungi; Mucoromycota; Mucoromycetes; Mucorales; Lichtheimiaceae. Bases 92 to 1438 code for a protein of 448 amino acids. Gene Ontology annotation, molecular function: transmembrane transporter activity. The transcript is spliced from 9 exons.
UACUACUACUACUACUACCACCACCAAGCCAGCAGUCCUUGAUCCAUCUGAGGCAGAAGUCCUCAAAUCCGCGCUUUUACGGAAACUUGACAUGCGACUUGUUCCAUUACUCUCUAUUUUGUAUCUCUUAUGCUUUCUGGAUCGGUCCAAUAUCGGAAAUGCAAAACUCGGCGGUCUGGAGGACGACCUCGGUAUGAACCAUUUCCAAUAUCAGUGGAGUCUUUCCAUCUUUUUCGUGGGAUAUAUUAUUUUCCAGGUCCCAUCAAAUAUCAUUAUGCGAAGAUGGCGCCCGGCAAUUUGGCUUUCUUUUUUGAUGGUAGCAUGGGGUACAGUCGCCACCGCCAUGGCCGCUACCAAAAAUUUCGCUGGAUUGGUUGUAUGCCGCUUAUUGUUAGGGUGCUUUGAAGCAGGCUUUUUUCCCGGUGUGAUUUACAUGCUGAGUCUGUGGUACACCCGUCAAGAGUACGGAAGACGUGUUGGAUUAUUCUUCUCAUGUGGAUCCCUUGCAGGAGCAUUUGGUGGGCUUUUAGCAUACGGCAUAAGUCAAAUUCCCACGCACACACUGGCUACUUGGCAAUGGUUAUUUAUCAUUGAAGGAGCACCGUCCAUUCUCAUCGCCGUGUUCGCUGGAUGGUACUUGCCAGAUAAACCAGAAACGGCCAAAUUUUUAACCAAGGAUGAGCGACAAUUGGAAAUUGAGCGCUUGACUGAAGAUGCGGGUGCCAGCCAAGACAAAUCCUUUUCCUGGACGCAGGUAGCAUCCGUAUAUCAAGACUGGAAACUCUACGUUUACAUUUUCAUCUAUUUGAUGGGUGCCAUCUCUAUGCACGGUGUCACUCUAUUCCUACCCUCAAUUGUUGCUGGUAUGGGAGAGUGGACAGACGCACAAGCACAGGCCCUGACAACACCUCCUUACUUUCUGGCAUUUAUUGCCACCAUUUCCGUGGGACGCAGUUCCGAUCAUUUCUUUGAACGAUCGUUCCACAUGGUUGGAUGUGAGCUCGUUGGCAUCGUGGGCUUUCUAAUACUGAUUAUUGUUCCUCAAGAACGUGUCGCCGCACACUAUGCUGCUUCGUGUUUGGUUGUCACUGCCGUCUACGCCAACGUGCCUGCCAAAGUGGCCUGGUUCACGAAUAACUUUGGCGGAUUGACAAGACGUGCCAUUGCUUCGGCUACCAUUGUUUCGAUCGGGUUGGCCGGUGGCAUCAUUGGCGGUCAGAUCUAUUAUGAUCCUCCAGAAUACAAGAAUGGAAAUACUAUUGUGUGUGCGUGUGUCGCGGCACAAUUGGUGGCUGUUUUGGUCUUGCGGUUUGGACUGGCAAGAGAAAAUGCAAGACGGGAAAAGCUUUCGAGAGACGAAAAGGAGUUGCAGUUGGCACAGUAUGGUGGAGGAGAACUUGUUGGCGAUAGACAUCCAGAUUAUCGCUACGUCCUGUAGUUUUUUUUUUUUUUUUGUU